AUGUAUGUCGCUGAUUCGUCGAAUCAUCGUAUUGUGGAAUGGAAAUGGGGUGCGACGAGUGGCCAAGUGGUUGUCGGCGGAAAUGGACAAGGAAGUGGAGCUCAUCAGUUGUAUAACCCACAAGAUGGGAUUGUCGACAAAGAGAGAUAUAGUCUCUUCAUCUGUGAUUAUUCGAAUAGAAGAGUGGUUCGAUGGCCCCGUCGAAAUGGGACAAGUGGAGAAACGAUCAUCUCGAACAUCGGUUGUUUGGGUUUGACAGUGGACGAGAAUGGAUCUCUCUAUGUCACUGACAAUGGAAAAGAUGAAGUGAGACGAUAUCGAAGAGGAGAAUCUCCAGGAACAGUGGUUGCAGGUGGCAAUGGAAGUGGAAAUCGUCUCGAUAAACUCUCUUACCCACACUACGUAUUCGUCGAUCGAGAUCACUCAGUGUACGUGUCUGAUGUGGGAAAUCAUCGUUUGAUGAAAUGGGUGGAAGGUGCAAAACAAGGCAUUGUCGUGACUGGUGGUCAAGAACAAGGAAAUAGUCUUUCACAAUUGUAUUAUCCUCAAGGAGUCGUUGUCCAUCAAUUGGGCACUGUCUAUGUGGCUGAUUACGGGAAUGCUCGAACCAUGCGUUGGCCCAAAGGAGCCACACAGGGAAGUGCCAUUGUUGGUGGAAACGGUAGUGGAGGACAAUCGAACCAACUGUAUUGGCCCAUCGGUUUGUCAUUCGAUCGACACGGCAAUCUCUAUGUCGUCGAUUACGGAAAUCAUCGAGUACAAAAAUUCAAUAUCGAUUCAAAUGCAUAGGACUUUCUCGGAUGCAUCUGACUAUGUAUGAGUAUGAUGCAAAGCAAGAGCAUGGCGCCAAUCUAUACUCACAGCCAUAGCCUCGAAUCCAAUACCCAUACCCACGUGUUUUUGCCUGAAAUAAAGAAGUCCGAUAGUCCUAUAUUCAAGGAUUUCACACCAGUAUCUUGUUUUCAUCCUUUCUGCUAAAGUAACGAACUCUAUGUUUGCAGAAUUUCAGGCCAUUAACUAAUAUCAAGGCGCUACUAACCGUCAAGAACUUUAACAAACCGGAGCAUUAGAUAGAUUUCGUUCCAUUUAUCACUGUCAAAAAUUAUCGAAAAACUAAGAAAUUCAAUAGUUCCUCGCCGUUAACUGCUGAAAAUUCCAGGUGUGUCAAGGAUUCGCACUUGUUCGACUCUGUUUAUGAUAUACAGAUACCUGAUAAAUCGAAGACUUCCAACGAUUUUACAAGCUUAAUUUGUCAUACAGCCUCUUUUGUGAUCAAGAAAUCUAACAAAUCAAUGCUCUCCAUGAAUGAGCCUUAUUUUGAAUUCGCUUGUCGGCCUCUAAAAGGUACGAAAAAGAAGCCAUAUAUCAACUUAUGUGUUGCUAAGGACGGCGUCUUUUCUUUCAUCUAUUGUUCUCUCUUUUUCAAUCGCUUUGCUAGUAUCAUUUGAGCACGGCACUUAGCUAAUAUUGUUCUUUUGAUAUAAUGCCAAGUAACCGUGAUAGUAUGGAUAAAAUGAUUUUGAGAUAGAAUAUUACUAUUUUUCAAAUCACAUCGGUCGAGAUUUCCAUUACUGGUGAGCACGAACGAAAAAUAUUCUGUGAUUGAGCCCAAAUCGACAUUAAAUGGUCUUUUAUGACCAACAGUAGAAAUGGCAUCAGACGAUAACAAAAAUGACAUACUUGCUUAGAGGAAUAAAUGUGAAUGUGAGGCAACAAUCAAGACAACUUUUUCGGGUCUCUUCGUACUUAUUAUUAUUCUAACGAGAUUAAAAGAUGAGAGGCCAACAUACAUGAAUCACUAAUUGAUUUGUGACUGGUAGAUUUGUUUAACUCAAACAGACUUGAACUUCACUGAUUUAUCUAAUUUAUUUGAAAAAUUGUCACUAGAUAAGCGAAAAUUAUUUGAAACAAUUAUGCGUAACGGAUUUACUGGUCAUACACUCAUCGCCAUAUGCAUGCGAUCGAUCUCUGUAUCAUCAUAUUCUUCAUUCUAUUCUUCUGUUCCUCUCUUUCUGUUGCGCGCACAAAUAUGAAUAUCCCUAACGGCUUUGGGUUAUUUGUGGUUUAUUCUUUCAUAUAUGCAUAGAAGAAAUACAACAAAAAGAUGAAAGAAGGGGACAGAGGAGGGAGAUAGAGCCAAUAAUGACUAGUGAAUGAUAUACGAACAGGGGUAUUGAUACGUGUGUACGGAAAAGAGAGAGAGAGCAAAGGAAGAAAAAAGAGAAGAAUGUGAUGAUACAGAGAGCGACCGCCUACAGCGAUGAGUGUAUGAUCAGUAAAUCCGUUGCACUAUACUAUCUAUUGAAAGAUUUCGUCAUGAUGAUUAUAACAUCAAAUACCACACCGGUUUUUGAACUAUUGCAGAUAAAUUAAAGGUGUUUAUUUUAGCUCUAUAAAUGUAUAUGUCGAUUUUUGUACGAUAAUGACAAGAUUUAUUUCUGUACGUAAAACUAAACUUAUGCUAGCAAAGCGACUGAAAAAGAGACCAUUCUUAGUAACACAGAAGUUGAUAUAUGGCUCCUUUUUUGAUGCAUUUUGGUAGUCGAAAAUCGAGAACGCUAAGAAAUUGAAACCUUCCAAAGACUCUAGUCAAUUAGAACUUCCAAGCAGAGAUGUGCGAUCCACGGGUUUCGCCCCCGUGGGGUCACGUGGCGGCGGGCGGGCACGGGUAUCGUUCGACAUACGGGC
Messenger RNA from Rotaria sp. Silwood2, 2688 nucleotides. The record is from the annotation of a GenBank genome assembly. Lineage: Eukaryota; Metazoa; Rotifera; Eurotatoria; Philodinida; Philodinidae.